Dreissena polymorpha is the source of this 1842-nucleotide messenger RNA. RefSeq names its product atrial natriuretic peptide receptor 2-like. Lineage: Eukaryota; Metazoa; Mollusca; Bivalvia; Myida; Dreissenidae. Gene Ontology annotation, biological process: receptor guanylyl cyclase signaling pathway; intracellular signal transduction; cGMP biosynthetic process. The transcript is spliced from 12 exons. Gene Ontology annotation, molecular function: guanylate cyclase activity; ATP binding; peptide receptor activity. The coding region runs from base 19 to 1842 and encodes 607 amino acids. The record is from RefSeq and is a predicted model, not a curated record.
GACCUCACCUCCAAGGUCAUGGCGGAAAUGAGGAAGAUGUAUCACCUACGACAUAACAAUAUUGAGACGUUCAUAGGCGCCUGUGUUGACACUGGCAACAUCGCAGUGAUGUCAGAAAUAUGCCCCAGAGGAAGCCUCAUGGACAUCAUUGCCAACGACAGCAUCGAGUUGGACUGGUCAUUUCGGCACUCACUCAUCAAUGACGUUGUGCAGGGUAUGAAGUAUUUACACAACAGCGAAAUCGGCGCGCACGGUCAACUACGGAGCUCCAACUGUGUCGUAGACAGUCGCUUCAUGCUCAAGAUCAAAGGCUUUGGUCCGAAAUGCUUUCAGGAGUUGGAGCACAAGAACAUGAAUGCCUCGCUCGCCAAUCCCUCCAAGUUCCUAUGGACGGCCCCUGAGCUGCUGCGCCACGCCGGCUGGACUUCCGGUACGCGAGAGGGAGACGUCUACAGCUUUGCCAUCAUCCUGCAGGAAAUCGUAGUCCGAGGAGCACCGUAUGAAUCCUCAGAUCUGUCUGUAGUAGAGAUACUGGACAGGGUCCGGCAUCCGACGGUGCCUCCGUUCCGCCCGACGUUCCUCGUCACGCCUGACUGCGCACCGGGACUCGUGGACCUAAUGGAGGCCUGCUGGGCGGAGGAGCGCACCAAGCGGCCAACAUUCGACAGCGUAGACGCCAGUCUGAAGCGCAUCCUCAAGUCGAAGGGCAGCAACAUCAUGGAUAACCUGAUGCGCCGGAUGGAGCAGUACGCGAACAAUCUGGAGUCGCUGGUAGAGGAGAGGACGAACGCCUAUGUGGAGGAAAAAAAGAGGGCCGAGGAUCUGCUGUACAGGAUGCUCCCAGUGUCCGUCGCUAGGCAACUGCAGACCGGAAACCAGGUGGAGCCGGAAACCUUCGACAUGGCGACCAUUUACUUCAGCGACAUUGUUGGCUUUACCACCAUCGCGGGCCGCAGCAACCCUAUGGAAGUCGUAAAUCUACUCAACGACCUCUACACAACAUUUGACGCCAUCAUCAACAAUUUCCAUGUCUACAAGGUUGAGACGAUUGGUGACGCGUACAUGGUUGCCUCGGGUCUGCCGAUCCGGAUAGGCAACAAACACGUCACGGAGAUAUCUAACAUGGCGCUGGCUAUCCGAAAGAGUGUUGAGGUCUUCAAAAUACGUCACUUCCCUAACGAACCCAUGCGCAUCCGAAUAGGGCUACACUCAGGCGGUGUUGUAGCAGGUGUGGUGGGACUUACAAUGCCCCGGUAUUGCUUGUUUGGAGACACGGUCAAUACAGCCAGUCGAAUGGAAUCGAACGGAGAAGCCAUGAAAAUCCACAUAUCUGAGCCAACCAUGAAACUCUUGGACAAGACUGGAAACUACGAAAUAGAGCUACGAGGAAGCACGGACAUAAAGGGUAAAGGCACAAUGAAAACCUAUUGGCUGGUUGGUCUAAAAAACCCAGUAGUCGCAGAAAUAUGUCCUUCAAAUAAUGCUGCCUUGACUGACAAUAAGCCUCGGCCAUCCUCGGGCAACCGUCGAAAGAGUAUCCCUGGAAACCAUAAAUCUAAGAUUAAGCUUCAUAAUCAAAACAGCGCGGACAUCGAAAAUGCAUCAAUACCCGGAUGCGUUCAGAAUCAUGUCAUCGAAACGAAAAUCGACAACAGCCCCAAUAGUGUGGAAUGUAACCCCCAGGACUCAUCACAUGACCCGUUCAAGGUCGUUUUAGAGACGCACAGGUUCGCGCGCAUAUUCUCGCAUCAACUCGGCGAGCCAAAGACGAACGAGUUGGUUGGUGACCAUGUGCGUGCAAUGACUGACGGACUUUCAACAACCCCUGUUACAGAUGCAUAG